Messenger RNA from Drosophila kikkawai, 1558 nucleotides. RefSeq names its product alpha-Tubulin at 85E (gene alphaTub85E). NCBI's taxonomy places the organism in Eukaryota, Metazoa, Arthropoda, Insecta, Diptera, Drosophilidae. Gene Ontology annotation, biological process: microtubule cytoskeleton organization; mitotic cell cycle. Gene Ontology annotation, cellular component: microtubule; cytoplasm. The record is from RefSeq and is a predicted model, not a curated record. Gene Ontology annotation, molecular function: GTP binding; structural constituent of cytoskeleton.
UUUACUCCCAGCUCCGUCGCAUCACAGACAAGUGCUAGGAUUUUCGUACGCUGAAUCUUCUGUGUUAAAUUUAAGGAUCAGCCAAAGCCUUUUUACUCAAGAUGAGGGAAUGCAUUUCGGUUCACAUUGGACAAGCUGGCGUCCAGAUUGGCAAUGCCUGCUGGGAACUCUAUUGCCUGGAGCAUGGAAUCCAGCCUGAUGGCCAUAUGCCCUCCGAUAAGACCGUCGGCGGUGGCGAUGACUCCUUCAACACCUUCUUUAGCGAGACCGGAGCUGGUAAGCACGUGCCCCGCGCCGUGUUCGUGGAUCUGGAGCCCACGGUCGUCGAUGAGGUUCGCACUGGCACCUACAGGCAGCUGUUCCAUCCCGAACAGCUGAUCACUGGCAAGGAGGAUGCAGCUAAUAACUAUGCCCGUGGCCACUACACCAUUGGCAAGGAAAUUGUCGAUUUGGUGCUGGACAGGAUCCGCAAGUUGGCCGAUCAGUGCACUGGCCUGCAGGGAUUCCUGGUGUUCCAUUCCUUUGGCGGAGGCACUGGCUCUGGCUUCACCUCUCUGCUGAUGGAGCGUCUGUCCGUGGACUAUGGCAAGAAAUCUAAGCUGGAGUUUUCGAUCUAUCCAGCUCCACAAGUAUCCACCGCCGUGGUCGAGCCAUACAACUCGAUCUUAACCACCCACACCACGCUGGAGCACUCGGACUGUGCAUUUAUGGUAGACAACGAGGCCAUCUAUGACAUCUGCCGGCGCAACUUGGAUAUCGAGCGACCCACCUACAUGAACCUCAAUCGCCUAAUUGGUCAGAUCGUUUCCUCCAUCACGGCCUCGUUGCGCUUCGAUGGCGCCCUGAAUGUGGAUCUCACCGAGUUCCAGACCAAUUUGGUGCCCUACCCACGCAUUCACUUCCCCCUGGCCACAUAUGCGCCCGUCAUUUCCGUCGAGAAGGCCUACCACGAGCAAUUAACCGUCGCCGAGAUCACCAACGCGUGCUUCGAGCCCGCCAACCAGAUGGUGAAGUGCGAUCCCCGUCGCGGAAAGUACAUGGCCUGCUGCAUGCUCUAUCGCGGCGAUGUCGUGCCCAAGGAUGUCAAUGCUGCGAUCGCCACCAUCAAGACGAAGCGCUCCAUCCAGUUUGUAGACUGGUGCCCCACUGGCUUCAAGGUCGGCAUCAACUACCAGCCACCCACCGUGGUGCCUGGCGGCGAUCUGGCCAAGGUGCAGCGCGCCGUGUGCAUGCUGUCCAACACCACGGCCAUUGCCGAGGCCUGGGCCCGUCUGGAUCAUAAGUUCGAUCUGAUGUACGCCAAGCGGGCCUUCGUCCACUGGUACGUCGGCGAGGGCAUGGAGGAGGGCGAGUUCUCCGAGGCCCGUGAGGAUCUGGCUGCCCUGGAGAAGGACUACGAGGAGGUGGGCAUUGACUCCACCACCGAGCUGGGUGAAGAUGAGGAAUACUGAGUGAUGAAUUCCGAAUUUGGAAAGGACCUACAUAAACAUUAAACUUCACCUUACGUAUAUCAAAUCCACAAGCAUGAAUAUGAGCAAUAAAAAUGAUAACACAAGCA